AUGGUGGACCUGUUCCUAAACCGUGUUCUGGUGGAAAACAACUGGGACCAGGACGAACUCAACACAGAGCGCGAAAUCGUCGGGAUCCUUGAAAACCGCAUCGUGCUGCUUUUCUUUGCGUCUACGGAGUGUGAAAAGUGUCAGGACUUUGUGCCUGUUCUGAAUCAGUUUUUUAAGAGACUGAAAGAUCCGGCGUACAUUGAAUACCCCAAACUGCUCGCGCUCAUCUACAUCAGCUUGGACCAAUCAGAGGAGCAGCAGGAAAGAUUCCUCAAAGAGCUGCACAAAAAGGUUCUGUUUUUGGCCUUUGAAGACCCAUACAGGAAGGAACUGCAGGCCAUGUUUAAGGUGAAGGACGUUCCAACAGUGGUGGUCCUUCGUCCCGACUGCUCUAUCCUCUCUCCAAAUGCUGUGCAGGACAUCUGUCGCUUUGGUUCUGACUGUUUCCGUAACUGGCAGGAAUCAGCAGCACUUGUUGAGAGGAGCUUCAUGCUCAAUGAGGAGUUUGACGACCUAAAUUUGCGCACUGCCACUGACCCUGUUAGGAGACUCAAGUACAAGACAGAGGACGACAAGAGGAAAAAGAGAUGGUGGAAGUUAUGGGGAAAGGGCAAAAAUGGAAAUGAAGAGGAGGAGAAAGAUGGAGCAUGGGAUACAAAGAGAAAGGAGGGAGAUAAAGGAACAUGGAGGAAAAGAUGA
This is a messenger RNA of Lates calcarifer (barramundi perch), 699 nucleotides long. RefSeq names its product nucleoredoxin-like protein 1. Bases 1 to 699 code for a protein of 232 amino acids. The transcript has 3 exons. NCBI's taxonomy places the organism in Eukaryota, Metazoa, Chordata, Actinopteri, Centropomidae. The record is from RefSeq and is a predicted model, not a curated record. Gene Ontology annotation, cellular component: mitochondrion. Gene Ontology annotation, biological process: photoreceptor cell maintenance.